Molecule: messenger RNA, 1528 nt
Organism: Octopus bimaculoides (California two-spot octopus)
Lineage: Eukaryota; Metazoa; Mollusca; Cephalopoda; Octopoda; Octopodidae
Biological process (GO): transmembrane transport; monoatomic anion transport
Cellular component (GO): membrane
Molecular function (GO): transmembrane transporter activity
Source: RefSeq, a predicted model, not a curated record
GUUUCGUAAUAAAGCGAAUGUUGUAAGCGGCCCGUACAGCUGCAAGAUGGCAGCUUCCAUGGUUGCCACGUCGAGUGUUCAAUGGAUUGUUACUGUCUCUGUCUGCUGAAAGAUACGCACUUGGCUCUUACGAUACUGGAUUUAGAGAAAUGAUAUUACCAAAAAUGGAAAAACGGUGACCCUCUAGUGGCAGAUUCUGCCAUUUCAGAACAUUGCUGUUUGUACAGUCUUUCUUCUGAGUCUCAUUUUUUUGGCCAGCUUCCAUCGGUGCCAGCCGUGUAACAGGCACUAGCUGCUGUGGAUUAUGGUCACUAAAGCAUCUAAAACUAUUGUAUUAUGUUCGAUUGCGAACUUUGUCAACUCUGCCGACCGUGUGAUCAUGCCAAUAGCUAUCAUCUCUAUUGCCGACCAGUACAAACUGGAUCUUCACAAUCAGGGAUGGGUGCUCAGUUCAUUUGCUGUUGGAUAUAUGAGCAGUCAAGUAAUUGGCGGGAGUGCAGCCCGAAAAUAUGGCGGAAAAUCAGUUCUUGCAAUGGCAGUCUUUCUAUGGUCCCUUUCAACCUUUAUGGUUCCAUUUUUUGCUCAUUCUAUUAAUGCUCUUUUGAUAUCCAGAGUUCUUCUUGGAUUAGGUGAAGGGUUAGGUUUACCAACAGUUUUUCAUAUAUUUGCUCAUACAAUACCAGUAGAAGAAAGAUCUCGAGCUUUUGCUUAUCUUGUAGCCUGUGGUUCUAUUGGUCAAACAGUUGCUGCUCUUGUUUGUCCCCACUUACAUUGGCCAUGGAUGUUUUAUUCCUUUGGCUCCCUAGGUUUCAUAUGGGUGCUUAUCUGGUACCUUUUUUAUACGGAGACCCGCCAAGAAGAAUUUGUCCAGCCUCCAAAAGUAAAUAGUACCAAUGUCCGGUGGUCUGAAUUCCUGUGUCACUGGCCGCUCUGGUCUAUGUAUUUGGCCCACUUUAGUAUGAACUGGUCUAAUUAUAUUAUUAUGCAGUGGCUACCCACUUACCUGACCCGACACCUUGGUGCUGAUGCACACCACAUUAUGUUAACUGCAGUGCCUUAUAUCAUGAACUCUUUGCUCGGUGUUGUUGCAGGUCAUUUUGCUGACUCCCUUGUAGCGAACAAAUGGACCGUUCUUUCUGUAAGACGUCUUAUGACCAGCGUUGGACUCCUUGGACCAGGUCUUUUCAUUUUAUUCUUCAGUAUGGUCAAUAAUCUACCAUUAGCUGUACUGUUUGUAUCAAUAUCUCUUGGACUGAGUGCCUGCAAUUCAGCUGGACAUUUAAGUAACCAUCCUGAAGUAGCUCCCAAUCAUGCUGGUAUUACCUUUGCUGUAUCUAAUACUUUGGCUACCAUUCCUGGAAUAACUUGUGGUCCACUAACUGCUGAAUUAGUCACACAGUCUCAUGGCCGUUGGUUUCCUGUGUUCAUCAUUGCCGCUGGUGUUAACUUUGUCGGAGCAAUUAUCUACCUAAGUCAGAGUGCGGCCAGUCAAGUUCUUUGACGACUAAAUUUCUUUUGACAAUCAUUU